Messenger RNA from Effrenium voratum, 4677 nucleotides. Lineage: Eukaryota; Dinophyceae; Suessiales; Symbiodiniaceae. The record is from the annotation of a GenBank genome assembly.
AUGUUGGCUUUGGCGCUUUUGGCUUUGGUUGAGACGGCAGUAGCGCAGUACUACAGCCGCCUCAAGGGCCUGCGCAGCUCCGAGGGCUUCUGGGACGCCCAGUUCCGGCCAAACCUCACCCAGUACCAGGUGCACAUCGAGAAGUUCGUGCCCGAGCUGACGAUCCAGGCAGAGGUGAACUUCGAGCGAUACCUCAGUUCGGAGUUCUAUCCGGUCAUCACCGCGAACGGGGAGCCUGUGAUCUACACAGAGGGUCAGCCCGCAGUGCAUACGCUGGAGCUGGGCGGGAAGCCUCAGGAGACGCUGGUGAAGACCAUCUCAGUCGAAGUGGCGUCACCAGACAGCUUCAAGGGCCCAAAGGCCUCCACAACCUACCGCCUCAUUGUCACCAGGGACCCUGACGAGUCUGCGGCGCUCUUGUCUGUGUUCGGACUGAAGAUCCCCAGAUCACAACAAUGGGUGCUACUGGUAUCCUCUCUGUUCACCGGUCAGGUUCGGCAGCGGCCGUGUCGGGAGGCAAUGCCGCGCGAGAUCAUCACAUUGCAGGUGGGGCAAUGUGGGAACCAGAUCGGCGCGGAGUUCUGGAAGCUCUUGUGCGCGGAGCACGGCAUCAAUCAGCGGGGCAUCCUGGAAGACUUCGCCACUUCCGGCGACGAUCGAAAGGAUGUCUUCUUUUACCAAGCUGACGACGAGCACUACAUUCCAAGAGCAUUGCUUUUGGACAUGGAACCUAGGGUCAUCAACGUCAUCCAGACCUCGGACUAUGCCGAGCUUUACAAUCCGGAGAACGUGUUCAUCUCCAAGGACGGCGGUGGCGCUGGCAACAACUGGGCAAAAGGUUACAGCGGGGCUGAGAAGGUGCAGGAGGAGGUGUUUGACAUGGUCGACCGAGAGGCGGAUGGCAGCGACAGCUUGGAGGGCUUCGUGCUGAUCCACUCCAUCGCCGGCGGCACGGGCAGCGGCAUGGGCUCCUUCAUGCUGGAGGCCAUUAACGACCGCUACCCCAAGAAGUUGGUGCAGACCUAUUCUGUGUUUCCGAUGCUGUCCUCUGAGACCAGUGACGUGGUGGUGCAGCCGUACAACUCGGUGCUCACUCUGAAAAGGCUGGCGCUGAACGCGGACUGCGUGGUGGUGCUGGACAACACGGCGCUGAAUCGCAUCGCCAGUGACCGCCUGAAGCUCCAGAACCCCACGUUUGCUCAGAUCAAUUCCCUGGUCUCCACGGUGAUGGCGGCCAGCACUACCACCUUGAGAUACCCGGGCUACAUGAACAACGACCUGAUCGGCAUGCUGGCCUCGCUCAUCCCCACGCCCAAGUGCCACUUUUUGAUGACGGGCUACACGCCGCUCACAAUCGACCGCCACACCUCGACGGUCCGAAAGACCACAGUGCUGGACGUGAUGCGGCGGCUGCUGCACACCAAGAACAUCAUGGUCUCUUGCUCGACGCGCCGGGGCGUCUACAUAUCCAUCCUCAACAUCAUCCAGGGAGACGUGGACCCAACGCAGGUGCACAAAAGCCUUCAGAGGAUCCGGGAGCGGAAGCUGGCGAAGUUCAUCCGCUGGGGCCCGGCCUCCAUCCAGGUGGCGCUGUCCAGGCAGAGUCCGUACCUGCAGCAGGCCCACAAGGUGAAUGGCUUGAUGCUGGCGAACCACACGGCCAUCUGCCAGCUCUUCGACCGCUGCGUCAAGCAGUACGAGAAGCUGCGGAGCCGCAACGCCUUCUUGGAGAACUACAGGCAGGAGUCCCUCUUCGCAGAGAGCCUCGACGAGUUUGACCAUGCCAAGGAGGUGGUCGUGUCGCUGAGCGAUGAGUACAAAGCAGCAGAGGGCGAGGACUACAUCAAGUGGGGCCUCAUGGGGGACCAGGACAUCAACCUGCCACCCACUUAUGCAGCCGCAGACCGCAGGCCCGUGCGACUGGAGCUGGAAGAUGAGCUCUACAACCUGGUGGAGCUGCAGCCUGCCUUCAAGGCGAUGUCGCAUAACCUGCUCUACAGCGGCAAGGUGUCUGCCAACGCGCAGAAGCUGCGUUUGCAGUUCGCCUGCAACUCCCCCGCCACCGCAGAGGCUGAGGUCUCAGGAAAGAUGCUCCCCAGCAGUGGCGAUACUGUGGAUGCCUGGGUGGUGCCAGAUGAGUCUGGAGAGACGGACAUCACCGUGGACUGCGUUUGGCAGGGCAAGCGGCACAGCAUCGAACUCAGCCUUCAGAGCACUGUGGACCUCGCCAAGGCAGACAUCAAGCUGGAAGUCAUCGGAGGCACAGGGACCCCGGAAGACCUUGGAGGCAACGACACAUUCAGCGUGCUGGCGACUGACGAGGAGGUUCGGCUGGUGGCGCUCUAUGAGGAGAAUGGCCUGCUGUUGGACUUCGAGGAGGAAGCGGGAGGCCGUCGCUUUGCGCUCGGCGCCGGGGUGCCCACACCGCCCAUCCAGGUGCCACCACUGCCACGCACCAAGGAGGUUUUCCUGCUGCUGCACUCGGCGCAAGAGGAGCGGCGCAUCUCCGUGCGCGUCCGCGCGCAGGAGGUGCUAGCCACCACAAUUGCGCCGGGGCCUUCGCACGCGGUCAAUGCGCCCAACGCCUCCGUCUUCAGCCUGCAGACCUCGUCCUCGGACAUCGAGCACGUUGGAGUUGCGGUCUCCGGCUUCCUUGCGGCUCUCUGCGGCGUCUCUACAAUCCUCAUGCUGAACGGAGAGCCUUUGGAUGUGCCACCGUUGCUGCGCUGGUUGCUGCUGCCUGUGCAGCUGCUGGUGCUGAGUGAACCUGAGAGCUUUCAAGCCUCCGGUCGGGCGCUGUCGAGCCUGGCGCAGGGCUUGCGCUACACGUGCCUGCAGCACCCGCCCGAGCGAGCAGAGAGUCGGCCUUCGCGACCUGGGGAAGGCACCUUGUGGAGCGGACGACGCUUGGCAUCAAUGGAUGUCGAGGCCACCUGGUCGCUGCGCGCGUGUGCCGCCACGCUGGCGGCGGCGCUGGGCGCACACGUGCUGCUGCUGGCGGCUCGGGUCCUGUUGCCCGUGGACUGCCAUUGCCGCCGGUACACGGUGCCGCACCGCUGGCGGCUGGGCGCUUGGGAGCUGCACCUGCUGAUGCUGUUGGCUUUGCCGAUGUCCUGGUCUUGCAUGAUAGUGCUGAUGGAAAGGAGAGAUCUUGCUUCCUCAAUCAUGGCAUCCUCCUUGGAAGAGGUGGCCCGCUCCGACGCAUCCUUGCCGGCGCUGGCGGCCGUGCUGCUUGCGGCCAGCUGCCUCGGUGGGUUUCUGGCGCUGUGCCAAGUGCUCAGAGCCACUGUGCGCCACGACAUCCUGUGGAUGCCCGAGGACACUGGCAGUCUAAAGCGGCAGCAGGACUUUGGCCGGUACUGCGACACCCGCUGUGACCAGCUCACCUCGCGCAUCCACGAGGCCUCUUGGCGGUGCUGCGCCUCGCUUCUUCCGCUGCGCUGGGCGGCCACGGUGGCAGAUGUGGUGCCGGUGCGCUUGGUGCCUCGCAAUGCCGGCAGGAAGUUGGCCAUUGAGGAGGACGAGGAUUCGGAGGGCCAAGAGCUGCUACGAGGAGAGGCGGAGGGGCCCGGGUUCAAGGGUGCCCGCAUUUCUGACGACUACGCGCAGGUUCAACCUGACAAAGAAGUAGACGUUCAGGUGCUGACCACUGUGGUGCCGAGCCAGCUAUGGGCCGGCCUUGACACGGCGCAGGUGGGGUUCUACAGCGAGUUGCACUGGCUGAAGGCGCUCUUCGGCCCCAAGAGCUUGGCACAUUUUCACCACGAGAUGCAGCUGCACGUGGAUGACUGGACCACGCCGCUGCGUGUCCGCGUAGACCAACUGCAGGGCCCGAUCACCAACUCCUGGCUCGCCUUCUGCUUCGACGGCCAGCGCUGGCCGUUGCUGCCGGCGGUGGAGUUGCUGUUUCGCCUGGGUCUUGGUGUGCUGUGGGCACAAGGCGAACGCUACGGUGCUCUCCUCAUCUCCUCGUGCCUUUGCUGCGGAAUGUUCGCCUGCAGCUUGUGGCUGUCCCCCAGCACCUCCUAUGCCGGGAACCUGGCGCUGACGCUGAGCCACCUGGCCUGUGCCAUCAUCUCCCUGGCACACCUCAGCCAUUGCCACGGCAUGGCAAAGCAGGAGGCGGACAUGGCUGUGCUGGUGGCAGCAUGCCUGGUGCUGCCCAUCGCGGUGGCUGCCACGCUGCGAUUGCUGGCGCUGCUGGUUGCGAGCCUCUGUCCCCGUGCUCAGGUGGAGGACUGCAAUGUGGACUUGGGACUCGUCGGGCCCGGGCAGCAGUGGCUGCUGCAGGUGCCUGCAGAGUGCUCAGUGCCAAUUCGUGAGAGCUUCCUGGUAGCGCUGGGGAGUGACAUUCGCCUCUCCCGGAAGCCCCUGGAGAAAUCUAGGCCGCGCCUGGAGUUCCAGGCCCUGGACUAUGUGGCCAAGGUAGGCCCGCUGGAGCCGCCUCUGGCGGUGCUUUUCGGGCCAGGUGAUGGCAACAGCCACUACUCCGAGAUAGCCUAUGCGGACGAGGACUUGGAGCGGAUCUGCGGUCACUUCGCGCUACAAGUGGCAGAGCCCGGGUCAGCCCAUGCCAUCGCCCAAAGCGCCCUGCAAGAGCUGCAGCGUGCGCGGCAUGGCGAGAUCUUGGUGCUGGUUGUCUCCUUGGCACCUUUGCCGCCUUCCAGCAGCGAGUGA